This is a messenger RNA of Bombus pascuorum, 3277 nucleotides long. RefSeq names its product tyrosine kinase receptor Cad96Ca-like (gene Cad96Ca). Gene Ontology annotation, biological process: protein phosphorylation; multicellular organism development; positive regulation of kinase activity. The record is from RefSeq and is a predicted model, not a curated record. Bases 818 to 2887 code for a protein of 689 amino acids. Gene Ontology annotation, cellular component: signaling receptor complex; membrane. NCBI's taxonomy places the organism in Eukaryota, Metazoa, Arthropoda, Insecta, Hymenoptera, Apidae. The transcript is spliced from 8 exons. Gene Ontology annotation, molecular function: ATP binding; calcium ion binding; transmembrane receptor protein tyrosine kinase activity.
GCCGCGGCAUUCGUGAACAGAUCGCGUCGCGCCGCAGGUAGAGUCAGUUUGAUUCGCGAGCGGCAUCAUUUCGGAGUCGAAAGGUUCUAAACGCGAACGAUUUCAUUUCAAAGAUGCGCAAGAUCGGUUCCCCAAAUUUGGGUCUAUGAUCCAAUCAGUAAACUGUCAAUUCUUUUCUUAAAUUUAAAAUCAGUAUAAAGUGAUCGAGAAACCGAUUGACAGGAGUAUAAUGUUGUCCCCGUUAAAAGGUGAACGAGAAUCGUGAUGAGCUUGGAGACGACGUUGAUGCCUAAUACGGCACCGAUCGAGGCCGAUAGAUUCCAAGCGUUUUUCGAAAUUCACGUCAGUGACGAUUUGCCAACUGCAUUCAGUGCAUUCGUAAUUGGUGUUUUGCCGUAGUCGUUCUAAAAACUUGUGCCGGUUAAUUAUCCGACUCGAGAGAAAGUCGAUGGCUACUUUGCGUGUUCCGACCGGUCGACAGAUACCUAACGCGGCGAUUCUAACUUGGGUGAAACUUUUGAGCUGGUGUUUUCAACUUAUGUGACAUUGUACUAAUAAAAUAAUAAAUUUUGAUACAAAUUUCAUCACAGAAACGUGUGUGUAUUGCGGGUACAGGUGAAAAGUUCAUAAAACAUAAAAGAAAUGUGUGAAAAUUGUUUCGAGAUUUUCAACGAAGGAAACGUUUGUUGUAAAUAAUCGAGGAAUGCGUAUUGUACGGAUUUGCAAUUGCUCCACAUCGUACCUAGUGAUCGGCGUCGGGUAUGAAGAAAUCGAUAGGUCAUCGCAAAAAAGAAUAACAACAAAUGCGUUUGGAUAGAUGACAAAUGCGUGUUUGUAUAGACGCGAUUGGUCGUGCCACCAUUUGAUAAAUGUCAUCGAGGGAACUAACUAUCAAAGUGUUUCGGUUUACCGUGGCUCGGUUCGAGCAUAUCGAACCAUGUAUCGGCGAGUUGAAUGUGGUCCCGUUGACAUUUCACGUAUCGUAGACCAAUGUAGCGCGAUGUUUGUCAGAUUGACCAUCGUUAUUGCGGCGCUAUGCCUGUGGAAUGGAGUUGAAAGUCAGUUCAGCGACAACACACCUCCUGUAAUGUGGAUAGAUCGAAAUUUGGUGCUUCUGGAUACGGAACCUGUAGGAAGUGUGGUGACUAGAGCCCGUGCGGAAGACAACGAACAAGAUCAGCUAACUUAUGGCUUGGAACCUCUUGGACACAACUACAACGGAAAUGACAGUCCGCAACCGCCGCUUCCUUUCUUUAUCGACAAUAGCACCGGCAUUAUCUACGUUAAUGAAACGCUCAAAGGCAAAGGAGGGCAGAACCUGUUCCUUUACGUGACCGUCUCCGACGGUCAGCUCACGACAAAGACCGAAGUCUACGUCACUAUCAAGAACACUUCGGGUCCCAAGGAACCCGACUGGACCAGGAGCCCUGUAGGUUCUGCUGUCAGAAGACGCCCGCCAUUGUUACCGGGAGUAGUUCCUGGACAGGGAUUAUUCCGUAAAUUGGGGAUACCGCCGUCACCAGUUGCUGUGCCACCCAUUCCGAAAACGACAAAGUUACAGCCUGAAGACGCGAAGCAGGUCGAGGUUGAUCCCGGUCCUGGCACCACCGGUGUUCCACAACAGCCUAUGGAGGAGAACGAGGUCGAGGGACCACCUCUCAGCUCGAAAAUUGCACCUGCCGAGGCACCGCCUUCCCAAGAUAUAGCGAUCACCUUGAUACCAGUCAUGGCGGUCUGCGUGCUCGUCGUGGGCCUCGGUAUGGGUGCCUGGUCCCUCAGAAACAAAUUUUGCAGGAAUCGGAAAUCCAAAGAAGACACGAAAGAACAAGCUUCGGUCAGUGUCUCAAAUAUAUCGGACGAUCCAUCGCUCGUCUUAAAAAGAUGGCGAGGACCAAAAGCGCAUAACAAUCGGUACGAACCCUGGGAAAAAGAGAAUCAAAGUGCACAGAACAAACAAGAAGACAAAUGGGAAUUUCCACGGCAUCGAUUAAAGGUCUUUAAUAUUCUCGGCGAGGGUUGCUUCGGUCAAGUUUGGAAAUGCGAGGCCUUAGAUAUUGAUGGGAAAUCAGGAGCAACCAUUGUGGCGGUGAAGACGUUAAAAGAAAAUGCCACUGAAAGAGAGCGGCUAGAUCUUGCACAAGAGUUACGAGUCAUGAAAAAUUUGGAUCCCCAUCCCAACGUAGUCAGAUUGUUAGGUUGUUGUACAGAACGCGAACCGAUGUUCGUAAUUUUAGAAUACGUAAGCGGUGGAAAGCUACAAAGCUUUCUAAGAGCAUCUAGAGAAGAAAGAAAUCAUGGUGGACCCGGAUUGACGUCCAGGGACUUGACUGGAUUUGUUUACCAGAUAGCCAAAGGUAUGGAAUAUCUGGCUUCAAAAGGAAUUAUACACAGAGAUCUAGCCGCGAGAAAUAUAUUGAUAGACGAGAAUCGUGCAUGCAAAGUCGCAGACUUUGGAUUUGCAAGAGAUGUGGCUGCUAAUCAAAUAUACGAAAGGAAGUCCGAAGGUCGGCUGCCCAUAAGAUGGAUGGCACCCGAGAGUCUCUACGAUAACAUCUUUUCCGUGAAAUCGGAUAUAUGGAGUUUCGGGGUACUAAUAUGGGAGAUUGUAACGCUGGGUUCUACGCCUUAUCCCGGCUUAGCCGCCGCAGAGGUAAUGAGGAGAAUCAAAGAGGGCUACAGACUAGACAGGCCAGAACACUGCAAGAGAGAACUUUAUAACAUUAUGUAUUAUUGUUGGGACAAAGAUCCAGCAUGCAGGCCAUCCUUUGGGGAACUCGUCAGUUUAACAGAAGGCCUUUUACUCGACGAAACCGAUUACAUCGAAUUAGAUAGGUUCCCGGAUCAUUCGUAUUAUAAUGUACUCAAUCUCAGCGGGGAGAAAUUGUAAACGACGUACUCAUAAUAGUAUAUUAAGUACAGUGGGUACCAUUGACAUUCGCUAAUUAUUCUCAAAUAAUAAAAAUCGUGUACAGUUUUAAAGUAUAGCUAAUAAAUAUUGUUCAGUUCGAAAGAUUUUAUUGAAUCAAGUACAGAAUACUAAAAUUCGAUUCUUAAAAAAUUGAUAUCUGCGUUAUUUCGUCAAACAUGACUGAUUUGUAUGAAUGUUCAAUAUUAUAAUUAGGUUUGUAAUUAUAAAUGACUCGAUUAUAUAGUUUUUUAAGUCUUUCAGUCUGUAAAUACGCAAAACAAUUUAUAAAUCUAUUUUGUUAUCAUGACUGGUUAAUGAAAUCCAAUAAUUGUACAUAAAUUCAUUACCAAUAUAGGUAUUUCAAAACCA